Molecule: messenger RNA, 480 nt
Organism: Wallemia ichthyophaga EXF-994
Lineage: Eukaryota; Fungi; Basidiomycota; Wallemiomycetes; Wallemiales; Wallemiaceae
Exons: 3
Coding region: 1-480 (159 amino acids)
Biological process (GO): proton motive force-driven ATP synthesis
Molecular function (GO): proton-transporting ATP synthase activity, rotational mechanism
Source: RefSeq, a predicted model, not a curated record
AUGUUCAGCAGAGCAAUUAAGCAAGCCGUACAAAUACCACGCAUCUCAGCUCGUUCGUAUGCUUCAGAGGCAGGUGCAGCAGAUAAGCUGAGAUUGCAAUUCGCAUUACCACACCAAACAAUCUUCCAAGAUAAAGAAGUUUUACAAGUCAGUGUACCUGCGCAGACUGGUGAAAUGGGAAUUCUCUCGCACCACGUUCCAUCCGUUGAAGCAUUGAAAGCGGGCGUUGUAGAGGUUAUUGAGAGCGCUGGACAAUCCACCAAGUAUUUCAUCUCCUCUGGAUUCGCCAGUGUCCACCCAAACAACACACUCACCAUUAACGCAGUUGAAGCGUACGAUUUGAGUGCAUUCGACAAGAGCGCCCUUCAACAAUCCAUCGCAGACGCCAGAAAGUCAUCUUCAUCUGCCAGCGACGCUGAAAAGGCAGAGGCCGAAAUUGAGUUAGAAGUCUACAGCGAGUUGGAAGCUGCACUCAAAUAA